CCAUUUAUUCACUUACUAACAGCUCCCUAACACGCACUAUCUCUGGCCCUUUUCUCUCGUUCUGUCUUUCUUGAUCUGUCUUGGACAAUGUUUUGUAUUCUCUCUGGACUACUUUUGCUUUUUCUGGAUCCAUCUAUGAUCUAUGGUAGGAGAUCUUCUAAGAUUUCAAUCAAUGAGUUUUGUUACAUGAACAUCUCUGACAGCGAUGCAGCCACUCUUGUUUGUGGACUUUGAGGAUUUAGGCAAAACGUGUAAUAUAUUAAUAUUAUUACUAUUGUAAUAUAUUAAUAUUGACUUACUAACUCAGCUUUACAAGUUUUUCACUAAACUGCCAACCUGUUUGUGGUUGAAUAGCUUUAAGGCAUAGUACACCCAUAACUAAAAAUUAUGUCAUCAUUUAAUCACCCUCAUGUCAUUUCAAACCUGUUUGAUAUUCUUUCUACUGUGGAAUAAGAGGAGAAAUUUUGUAGAAUGUUAACGGUGCUGUUCUUUCCCAAACAAUGAAAGUGAAUGGUGACUGAGGCUGUCAGUCCCUAUAUUUUUGCCUAACAUCUCCUUUAGCGCUCCGCAGAAGAAAGAAAGUCAAAUGGGUUUGGAACAGCAUAAGGGUCAAACGACGCAAGAUAACAGAACAGCAUUUGAAGAUGAGAGUCUAAGAGUCAAAAUCGAGAAUGCAAAGCAUGCAUUAAACAAAUCUUUUGACACAGAGAAGAGUAACGGCACAUAUGAGGACCAAGAGGAUUUUCAGAAUCAAGAAUCUUUCUACAAAUACAGUCACUGUGAUGAGGAGAGUUUGAAGAUUUAUGGUGAAAUAUUGUGCUGGGCUAACUUCAAUACGAGCAUGAGUAUAGUCGGAGAGGAGAAUUGGUGUAAUAUGGAAAUGGUUGUAAGAAGUUACAACAUGUUAACUGAGUGUCUGGAGUUGACAUCUAAGAGCUUUAUGUGUUACUAUCCUAAUGUGGUGGUGGAGCAGUUAUUCGUGAGAAUUCACCAGCAUUACUUCCGCUUCUGUAGCGAUGAAGAGGAUUUACCAGAUGCCCCGGCAGAAGUCGUGCUCGCAGCCACUCUACUGCCCAUCCUCCUAAUACCCUUCAUAGUGUAUAUUGUAGUGUGGAAGAGUAGUUUAAGGGACUGAUUGCUUUUGCAUUAACCUCCAACACCUCCUGACUGUGUGUGCAGCUUAAAUGAGAGGUUAAGGCCAGCUCUGAGUGUAUAAAGUGCAGCUGCUUCACAGUGAUGUAAGUAAUGUGUUAUGAAUACACACACACACACACACACACACACACACACAGUAGCUGUGGGAUUUCCCACACACUAAUGACUUAACAGGUAUGAUUUAUGAUGAACAUAUAAAUAUAUAUUGUGACUCAGCUGGGCGGUAUGAGGAUCUACUAUAUACUGUGUGAUAGUAAACAUUUUGCUGUACUGUACAUAUCCUGGUAGAUAUAUUAGUGUGACUAUCAGGCAGGAUUUUACAACUGCUUCAAAUGGGGCUUAGCCAUUCAGAAUUUAAAGUCUGAUUUAUCUGCUUUAUAACAUUUCUAGCCAAUGCCAGACUUAUCAAUCAUUUACUAUGAAUAUUCUUAUUGUUUGGUUUGCUUCCAUCAAGGUCCAAAUAAAAAGAGAAAUUAAACAAGUAAAAUGAAAUACUUUCAUUUGUAAAGUAUAUACUAAAAUAGGCCUUAUCACAUGGUUAUUUAAUAUAUAUACCAUUUUUUUAUAUAUAUAUAAAACCUUUUUUCAAUGCAUAAACCAUUUUUCUUUGAAUUUCCAGCAGGAAUUUUUAUAUUGGUUAUAUUAUUAAUAUAAUAUUACUCAUAAUGUAAUAUAUGAUUUUGGUCAUACCACCCUCCCAGUUGUGAUUCUGAAUCUAAACUAUGACUUAAAUACAAAAUUUCCACAAUGUUUUAAAAUGUGUGUGUUUUUUUUUUAAAUCAGUUUACAGUUAUUAAUAAAGUGUGAUAUUUUAUUUUU
Myxocyprinus asiaticus (Chinese sucker) is the source of this 1974-nucleotide messenger RNA. Its product is annotated as receptor activity-modifying protein 2-like. Gene Ontology annotation, biological process: angiogenesis; protein localization to plasma membrane; intracellular protein transport. NCBI's taxonomy places the organism in Eukaryota, Metazoa, Chordata, Actinopteri, Cypriniformes, Catostomidae. The record is from RefSeq and is a predicted model, not a curated record. Gene Ontology annotation, molecular function: coreceptor activity. The transcript has 6 exons. Gene Ontology annotation, cellular component: signaling receptor complex; cell surface; membrane. Bases 587 to 1135 code for a protein of 182 amino acids.